UCACCUUCACGCCCGUCACAUUCUCCUACUCAGCCAACCCCUCAACGGUAACCAUCUCCUCCUACCAACCCAGCUCACCCAAAAGCCUGGUCUCUUCCAUCUCCCACUCCAUCAAUUACCACUAGCCAGCCACUUCUUCCUGAAGUUCCUGAUAGUCGUUAGUGCUCGGGUAACUGCCGUCUUUAAAUCAAUUCUUAGUCUUAGUUUAGCUUCAAACACAGCGUCUAAGCGGAUUUCUGUGAGGGCGACUCUCCGUUUCUUACUCUUCCGUCGCUUAGUUCCGACCAGCGAGCACCUUGGCGAAUAGUUGCGUAACCGGGUCUAGUGGAGUUAGUUUCUUGCUAUUGGCGACAAGAUAUUUGUUACGCCUCAACAUCAGUGGUCUUAGCCAGCCUGAAACGGCGGCAACUGAGUUAUCAUGGGACACAAGGUCCACAAGCCAGGAGAGGAGCAUCGCUUUCAUUUCAUGACUCAUCACCAUGGCCACGCGCAAGCCGGCAGUCCCCGCCUCCGACGAACCCGCAUUCCGUCACGCGUGCUUGUGCAAACUAAAGCGGUUUUGUCGCGGCAGGCAAAGCGCCUAGCACGGAAAGCCGACGAGCUGGAGCACGUAAUCACCAAGGUCACCUAUUGUUUGGGUGUCCUUUGCUUCGGCAUCUUCUGUUUUCUUCUCGGAUCCCGGCCAUAUGACGUCCCUCGUUUAUACGCGGCUUUUUUCCUCAUGGCUACACCCCUCCGCUGGAUCUACUACCGGAGCAAAAAAUGGCACUACUUCCUCCUGGACUUCUGCUACUACGCGAAUGCGAUUCUGGUGGCGUUCCUCGUCUUCUUCCCCAUGAGCCAGCACCUCUUCCUCCUCUGCUUCGCCUUCUCUGAGGGUCCCUUAGCCUGGGCGCUCAUAGUGUGGCGGUGCAGCCUGGUCUUCAGCUCCGUUGACAAGAUCGUGAGCGUGCUGAUACACCUGUUACCCGGGGUAGUCAUCUUCAUCAUCCGCUGGUGGGACCCAGUCACUUUCCACCACCACUCGGCGGACGACACAGGCCCCUGGCCCGCGUGGCCGCACGUUGCCAGCAUGAGCGAGCUGUGGACUUGGAUGCUCUUCGUGCCUCUCGUGGCUUACAGCUUAUGGCAGAUCCUCUACUGGCUGGUGGUGGAGGUGCUGAGGAAGCACCGGCUGGUGAGGGACCCGGAGGUGAUGACGUCAUUCAGGGAGCUGUCUAAGAAGGCCUCCCGGGCGAACAACUUCUGGUGGUGGCUCAGUGGCGUGCUGGGGGACUCGCACCGCUUCUUCAUGUACGCCCUCAUCCAGGGCGUCUUCACGGUGGCCACGGUGGCGCUGACAGUGCCCAUGUUCUGCAGCUACCGCUUCCAUGCGCUCUUCCAGAUAUUCAAAAUCGCUGCAUCCAUUUGGAACGGAGGGAACUUCAUAUUUGAUGUCAUGCCGCGGCAAGUGCAUGCCAAGCGAAUGAAGAAGGCAGCCAGGGCAGAAGAUGGGGGAGGAGGAGGGGUGAGCAGCCCACAAAAAGACCCUCUGCUAGAAAGCCCCGAUGCGGAUGCGAAGUUUAGCUUUAGGGAAGAGGAGAAGGCAAGCGUGGUGCGGCGGGCAGAAAAACGGGCAGCUGCUGUCGAGGCAGCAGACGCAGCGGCUUCGCAAGAUGGGGCCUUUGUUCCGCCCAUCAGUGGGGAUUUCCUGCUUCCAGGAAACAACAGUUGGAGCCACGAGGGGGUGAAUGGCAGCUUGGCUGCUUACAGGGCAAGCGUACGAGGGAAGGGACAUGGGGGAGACGAGGAGGAGGAGAGUGAUGAUGAGGUGUGGGAGGAGGUGGGUUCAGAUGAGUUGAACGAGGAGGGAGAGGUGGAGGGAGAAGGGGAGAGGGAGGGGGAGGGGGAAGCGAGUGGGGAGCAGGAAGAGCCGCAUCAGCUGGAGCCAGAGGUGCACGGUGGUGCGUCUGGGGGUGGGUUUGGAGGUGGUUUGGGAGUAAAAAGGUGUGGAAGCAAGGUGGGUGGGCCUGCACACUCCGGGUUUGAGAGCUCUGGAGUAGCAAUUUCGUCACAAGGAGCAUAAUUUUCCAUGUGGAAGUGGUAGUAUACUCGUUGAAAGCGUACAUAGCGGUCAGUUGCCUAGUUACACGAAAAGGUGUAGCGGUCAGUUACACGAAAAGGUACAACAAUGAUAACCAAACACUGGCUGAAGGCAUGUUACAUGGCAUCAGGUCUACAUAAGUGUUGCAAAUUGACUCACGCCACGAGCUCUUUUGUGGGAACGAA
Molecule: messenger RNA, 2268 nt
Organism: Closterium sp. NIES-67
Lineage: Eukaryota; Viridiplantae; Streptophyta; Zygnematophyceae; Desmidiales; Closteriaceae
Source: the annotation of a GenBank genome assembly